Molecule: messenger RNA, 3033 nt
Organism: Gadus morhua (Atlantic cod)
Lineage: Eukaryota; Metazoa; Chordata; Actinopteri; Gadiformes; Gadidae
Gene: itgb7
Product: integrin, beta 7
Exons: 16
Coding region: 384-2681 (765 amino acids)
Biological process (GO): cell-cell adhesion; leukocyte migration; cell-matrix adhesion
Cellular component (GO): cell surface; focal adhesion; integrin complex
Molecular function (GO): integrin binding
Source: RefSeq, a predicted model, not a curated record
CUGAUCUAGGGGGCUGCUGCAUUGAGCUGUUUCCCUUUUCUAGCGGUGCUUGUUCAACAAGUGCUGUGUUUCCUCUGGGUUGGGUUGCUGCCUGUCUGUAUCUUAUCAUUUGAUCCAUCUUCACACAUACAUCUUGCAUUUGUAAGAAGCCUGCACCUUUAAAAUUGAUCAGGAUUUCCAAGUAAAAAGACACGACUAGAUACUCUGAAAAGUGAGCCUGAUUGGUGAACAGAAGUGGAAAUCAGAUUGUGUCAGAAAGGCGUGGGUCGGUUCAGCUCAGCGUCGCCCUCUGUUGCAAACGAGAUCUUUGGUAGGAGGAAGCACCUUGAGAUUACAGCACGUUCACAUCACAUCUCGCCCACAGGCCUCAGGUUCCCUGGAGGAUGUUCGUCCGUGGGCCCGCAGAAAGUCAGAUGUUUCUGCUGUCAAUCCUUCUGCCACUUCUGCACCCGCUGGGAGGAGUUCUGGGAGCCAAGACGUGCGUCCCCAGGCCGAGCUGCAGCGAGUGCAUCCAGAGCCCGGGCUGUGCCUGGUGCUCAGCGAAGGGCUUCCUGCAGGCCGGGGAGCCCAGCGAGAGGCGCUGCGAUGCCAAAGAGGCGCUCACCAGCAGAGGCUGUAAAGAGCCCUACCCCCCUGAGACGGACGAGACACUCCUCAUGAAGGACAAAGAGCUGAGCGCUUCUGACGACAUUAUCCAGCUCCGACCCCAACAGAUAGACUUCCAGCUCAGAGUGGGAGUUCCACAAACCUUCAAGGUGUCGUUCAAGCGGGCCGAGGGUUACCCCAUCGACCUCUACUACCUCAUGGACCUGUCCUUCUCCAUGGGGGACGACCUGGACAUGAUCAAGAAGCUGAGUCAGGACAUGGUCAGCACUCUGCAGAGCUUCACCAAGAAACUGCGGAUAGGAUUUGGGUCCUUUGUGGACAAGGUGGCGUUGCCGUACGUGAGUGAGAUGAAGAAGAAGAGGAGGGAUCCCAGUCCGCACCGAGGCACCAGCUGCCAGCCGGCCUUCAGCUUCCAGAACCUCCUCAACCUCACAACAGACACCGCGGCCUUCGAGAAUAAGGUCAUCGGGCAGAUGAUCUCUGCCAACCUGGACUCACCCGAGUCAGGCUUUGACGCCAUCAUGCAAGCCGCGGUCUGCAAGGAAGUGAUUGGCUGGGACGACGGGACCAAGAUCCUGGUGUACACGUCUGACGACACGUUCCACAUGGCGGGGGACGGGCGUCUGGCCGGCCUCAGGGAGCCUCCAGACGGCAACUGCCACCUCUCUCCGAGCGGCCUCUACGAUGGGACACGAUUCGAUUACCCCUCCAUCGGACAGCUGGCCCGGGUCCUUACCGCCAACAACAUCCAGCUCAUAUUCGCCGUCACCAAAAACAUUUCUGCAGCUUAUGAGGAACUGAGUAAAAUGAUCCCACAGUCUGUGGUCGGAGUUCUGGAGAGCGAUUCCAGCAAUGUGGUUCAGCUCAUCAAAAAUGCUUACAAUAGCCUGUCCUCCAGCGUGGUCCUGGAGCACCAUGGCGCCCCCCAGGGGCUGGAGGUGGCCUACCAGGCCCACUGCACGAGCCCGAGCCCGGGCCCGCCCGGGCUUCGGCCCUGGAGCCAAAGAGCAGAGUGCAAGGACAUCAAGAUCAACCAGCAGGUGGAUUUCUACGUCCAGCUGAACAUGUCCAGGUGUCUGGAGCAGACAGAGUUCCACCUCUCCGUUCAGGGCAUCAGUGAGCAGCUGAAGGUCGUGGUGAGGAUGAAGUGCGAGUGCGACUGCGGCCCGGUAGAGGAGGCGUCUCCCUCCUGCAGCGGUCACGGCACGCUGCACUGCGGCACAUGCAGCUGCGACCCGGGCUUCCUGGGCCAGGCGUGUGACUGCCAGCAGAGUGAGGACCAUGUCUCUCUCGACGAGAAGUGCCGUCAUGGCGGGUCCUCUCAGCUGUGCAGUGGCCACGGCAGCUGCGAGUGUGGCAAGUGUGCGUGCCAGCGAAGCUUCAGCGGACAAUUCUGCGAGUGUGACGACAGCAACUGCGCAAAAAGCAACCAGCAGCUGUGUGGCGGAAACGGGAAGUGUGUUUGUGGGAAGUGUAACUGCUCGGGCGCUUACGGAGGGGAGGCCUGCGACUGCUCCACGCACACCGACCGGUGCCAGACGGCAGGCAGACCCUGUAGCGGCAGCGGGGAAUGUCUCUGCAACAGAUGCGUCUGCAAGGGCGGGUUUGACGGGGACCACUGCUCCCACAUUCCCAACAACUGCACCAAAUACGAGAAGUGUGUGACGUGCCUUUCCAAACACAAGAAGGAAGAGGUCGCUGAGGCCUGUGGGGUCCCCUGUGAGGGGGCGGUGUUGAGCCAUAAGAAGACGCUUCGGGACGCCUACUGCAGCUUCCAGUCCUUCCUGUACGACGUGACGCUGACUCCCCAGGGCAUCGUCCACCUCCGCUACGCCGAAAUGCCCAGUUCUAUUGACAAGACUUGGGUGAUCAUCGGGAGCUCCGUGUCGGGAAUCCUCUUCAUCGGCCUGUUGAUCAUCGUGAUCAGCCGCCUGCUUCUCGAGCUCAGUUACCGCCGGGAGUACCAAAGCUUCGUCGCAUCCCAGCAGCAGACCAACUGGAAGGAGACUCGCAAUCCCUUGUUCAAAGGUGCCACCACCACUGUGAUGAAUCCCCUGCAUAUGGAUGAUGAGUGAUCAUUCAACCCAGCGAGCUGUUCUCUCACUCCAUACACUCUGCAACAUUUUCAAACAAUUCACUGUUUUGAUAUAUAUAUAUUUAUAUAUAUGAUUUUUCUAUAUUACAUUUUGUUUUACAUUUAGGUUUUCUUUCUGACGAUUCAGUUUUUCAUAUGUAUUUGUAAACUAGUCAGAUUCAUAUUGGUAGGCUAUGUAAUAUACAUUUUAUUUUGCACUCGUCAUUGUAUAUGCAUGAUGAGUGAUUCAAUCCAGCGAGCAGUUGUCUCACUCAAUACGUUAGACAGAUUCAUAUUAGUAGGCUAUGUAAUAUACAUUUUAUUUUUGACAAUAAAAUUGUAGGUGACUUCUU